AAAUAAAACGUUCACAAUGCAAUUUAUUUUUCGAAAAUCUUUUCUCACACAAGUAACAAAAAAUGGUAUAGCCCAGUCAAAAACAACCUAACCCAAAAAUCGAGUCUUUAUAAAAAAUGCUCUAGGAAUCAGCGGAAAAGGGUAACAAAUAGGGGCAGAAACGGGACCACCUGGACUCCACUGAGAAGGACCUGAAGAAAUACAACUUCGCCAUGGCUUUGGCGGACGAGAGCAACUUCGCCUACGUGAAGCAGGUGGCACUGGACUGGCGGGAACUGGUGCGCGAGAGGCGGCAGUCCCAGAUCUUCUCGCCCACGCUGAGCAUGCUGGCGGAGGAGUCGCAACUGCGGAUGGCGGAAACCAAGUCCCGGACACAGUCGAUGAUCCCGGCCGAGAGACGGGACUCCAGCUUCUACCGGCACCGCUUCUCGCUGGAGUCCAAGCCCCUGGAGAUUGAGCAGCAGGAGGUGGGUUCCAUGGAGCCAGCCCGCAUCAAGGUCAGCGAGAAUGUCCACCUGUUCAUUUACCAGCCCAUCCCCGUCUCGCCCUCCGUGAGGGCGUCCAUCGUACCCUUUUCCCCCAGUGACCCGAGCAUCACUUCGACCAAACUGGAGGAGCCCGUCGAAGAGGAUGCUCCAGCUGCUAGGGUCGAGCCCGGUGUUUCACCAGAUCCCAAGUCUCCCUAGUCCUCAAAAUGUCCUUCACUCUCGCUGGAAUACCUCUAACUGUUAGCACUUCAGAGCAAUAAAACAGACUCGAUGAA
Molecule: messenger RNA, 763 nt
Organism: Drosophila subpulchrella
Lineage: Eukaryota; Metazoa; Arthropoda; Insecta; Diptera; Drosophilidae
Exons: 1
Coding region: 213-686 (157 amino acids)
Source: RefSeq, a predicted model, not a curated record